Anopheles gambiae (African malaria mosquito) is the source of this 3277-nucleotide messenger RNA. RefSeq names its product transportin-3 (gene Tnpo-SR). The record is from RefSeq and is a predicted model, not a curated record. Gene Ontology annotation, molecular function: small GTPase binding. Lineage: Eukaryota; Metazoa; Arthropoda; Insecta; Diptera; Culicidae. Gene Ontology annotation, biological process: protein import into nucleus. Bases 220 to 3045 code for a protein of 941 amino acids. The transcript has 6 exons. Gene Ontology annotation, cellular component: cytoplasm; nuclear membrane.
UGUUGGCGUUUCUUGUGGCCGCUAGCCAAACUACAGCGUCGAGAGAAAAUAAAAUAUGGCGAAAAAAUCUGCUGGCGGUCCAAACGCGGUAGCUCCGUAUUAAUGGUAAAGUUUAUCUGAUAAAAAGUGAUUGUGAGUGUAUUUAAAGUAUCGCCAGCGGUAGAGUAAACCGCAAGCUAGAGAAAACGUCCGUCCAUCCGUUCGUUGUCCGUCGCGAAAAUGGAGCCACCGACGGCAGAAGCGGUGCUGCAAGGCGUUUUCACCCUGUACAACGAUCCGAACAAUGUGGAAAAGGAGAAAGCCUCCAAGUGGUUGGAAGAAUUCCAGAAAUCGAUUCAUUCCUGGAAGAUAGCGGAUGAGUUGCUGCGGCAAAAACAUGAUCUUAAUUCCUGCACAUUUGCGGCGCAGACGAUGCGUAACAAGAUACAGAACAGCUUUCACGAGCUGCCAGAAUCGGCCCACGAAUCCCUGCGGCAGUCCCUGCUGGAGCAUCUCAGCCACAUAACGAUCGAGACGAAAUCGGUCAUCGUGACGCAGCUGUCGCUGGCGCUGGCCGAUCUGGCACUGCUCAUGUCUUCCUGGCAGAAGCCGGUCGCCACGCUGCUGCAGCGCUUCUCCAGCAACGCGAACAUGAUGUACGCACUGAUCGAGCUGCUGACGCUGAUCCCGGAGGAGGUGAAUUCGCGCCACCUGCGACUCGGCGCGAACAGGCGGAAAGAGAUACUGAUCGACCUGGAGGCCGACUCGACGCUGGUCAGCGAAUAUUUAACCGUCUGUCUCGUGAACGGCAACGAGAACGAGCUGCUCCGCUCGAAGAUACUGAAGUGUUUUACCUCCUGGGUGCAGAUCAACGCAUUUAAGCUGCCCGAAAUUAGCGACAGCAUGAUCAUCGUGUACUGCUUCCAGCUGCUUAGCAGCGGCACCACCAGCCCGGAUCUCCACGAGGCCGCCACCGACAGUCUCUGCUCGCUGCUACACUGCAUGGAGCUGAACAACUCGCGCGGCGGGCUGGACGAGAAGCUGUUCGGCGGCAUCAUGUGCCUGGAGGAGGCGUACAACAUGUCGGUCGCGCAGGAAGAUCUGGACAAGUCGAUGAAUCUGUGCCGGCUGUUCACGGUGCUGGUGGAGAGCAAUCUGACGCGGAUGGUGGCCUUAUCGGACGACGAGACGCCCCACUACUCGGUCAAGUCGCUCGAUCUGGUGCUGAACUGCGUCGGCCACUACGAUUACGAGGUGGCCGAAAUUACGUUCAACAUGUGGUACCGGCUGAGCGAGGAUCUGUACCAGCGGAACAACUAUCAGCUUACGGCGCACUUCAAGCCGUACGUGGAGCGUCUCAUCGCGGCCCUGUACAAACACUCGCAGCUCGACCCGGACCACGAUGGGCUGGUAGAGGAGGGCGGAUCUUUCAAGGAUUUCCGAUCGAAGGUUUCAGAAAUAAUUAAGGACGUCAUAUUUAUCGUCAGCUCGAUCAGCUGUUUCAAGCAGAUGUUCGUCGUACUGCAGUCCCCGAACGUGUCGUGGGAGUCGAGCGAAGCGGCACUGUUCAUCAUGCAAAACGUGGCGCGCAACAUUCUGCCAGAGAUAAUGGAAUUGGGAGAGCGUGAGAUACCAACGUCGCGGUUCAACCAGCUUUGUGAGGAGAGCGAGGUCGUGCCGAAGGUGGUCGAGGCGAUACUGAACCUGCCGGAAAACUGCCACAUCGCGAUCCGCUACACAUCGAUCAGCAUUCUGGGCGAGCUGUGCGACUGGAUCGACUCGAACCCGGAAACGCUCCAGCCGGUGCUGAACUUCCUGCUGUUCGCGCUGCAGCAAAAGAACGGGCUGGCAUCGGCGGCCGCCAACUCGCUGCAGCUGAUCUGCUCCACGUGCAAGAAGCACAUGGUCGGCCACAUUAGCGGACUGAUGGAGAUAGCGCGCUGCCUGGACAGCUUCGACAUCCAGUCGGAGUCGGCGAUCGGGCUGCUGAAGGGCAUCUCCAUCAUCAUAGGGCGUCUGCCGCCGGCCCAGCUUACGCCCGCCAUGCAGGAGCUGUGCAGCUUCCAGGUGGAGGCGCUCAGCCGCCUCGCAAACGGCGACGACGACGGGCUGGACGGGAAGAAGAGCCGCUCCGAUCCGGCCUUCUGGCUGGACCGGUUAGCCUCCAUCUACCGGCACGUCAGCCCGACCGUGCGCAACAACGAGGUGAACCCGUGCGCGUUCGUCAUCGUCAACAACUGGAACGUGUUGUCGCGCGCGCUCGAGCGGUACAAGAACGAUUCGAAGAUCAUGGAACGCAUCGUGCGCUGCAUCCGGUACGCCAUACGGUGUAUUGGGAAGCAGGCGAUGCCGAUACUGGAACCGCUGGUGAAGCAGAUCAUCACCAUCUACUCCGGCCACAAUCACAGCUGCCUGCUGUACCUGGGCAGCAUACUGGUGGAUGAGUUCGCGUACGAGGAGGGCUGCACCCAGGGCCUGCUCAACAUGCUGCAGGCGUUCAUCGAGCCAACGUUCGGCGUGCUGCAGAUGGAGAACGGGCUCAAGAACCACCCGGACAUGGUGGACGAUUUCUUCCGCCUGGCGACGCGCUUCAUACAGCGCGCUCCGCUCCAGUUCCUGCAGUCCCCGCUCGUGACGCCGAUUAUACAGUGCGGGCUGUUGGCGUGCACGCUCGAUCACCGCGAGGCCAACAUAUCUGUGAUGCGGUUCUUCUGCAGCCUGUUGCGCCACGAUCGGGCGAACGAUCUGGAACCGAUGGUGCAGUCGAUACUGGCAUCGCACGGCGAAGCGCUCAUCAUGAACCUGCUGUACGCGUCCGUCUUCUGCCUGCACUCGAACAUGCUGUCGGACGUGGCGGAGGUAUUUGUCGAAAUUAAGCAGCACAGCCCGCACCAGCUGGAGGAGCACGUGAAAAAGGCGGUCGACUCGCUGCCGAAGAAGAACAGCGGUGGCUCCGUAACGGUAACGCACGAGCAGAUGGUGCAAUUCGUAACCAACGUGGUCAACUCCCAGACGGCGAGAGCCACAACGCAAGCACUGCAAGACUUUGCGCGGUUAUAUCGAUAGACAACGGAGAAGACGGCGAAACAGUUGUCCUGCAGUUAGCUCUAAUUGAUACGUGUAACUGACUACAGUUUGUUAUUAGUGACGAAGUGCGAAAAACACACCCUGUACAUACAUUAACUCCCCAUUCAAACGGUAGUGCGUUCGUGACGUAUAGGAUUUCCGGCUCGAACGGAAGAACACAGUUUUUAAGUGAUCGCGAUGGAAGAAACGAACACUUACACGAGAAGAGGAA